AGUUCGCUGCAAAACACAAUUCCCAGGAGGCUAAGCGCCUUCAGUGGGUUGCGGACCGACAGUCCCCGCGCACGCUCAGACUCUAGGGAGUUGUAGUACGGACCCAGUCAGGCUUGGAACCAUGGCGGUGACCAAGGAGCUCUUACAGAUGGACCUGUAUGCUCUACUUGGUAUCGAGGAGAAGGCGGCAGACAAAGAGGUGAAGAAGGCAUACAGACAAAAGGCCCUCUCCUGUCACCCGGACAAAAACCCAGAUAAUCCCAGAGCAGCUGAACUCUUCCACCAGCUUUCUCAGGCCUUGGAGGUACUGACUGACGCUGCAGCCAGGGCUGCAUAUGACAAGGUCAGAAAAGCCAAGAAGCAGGCAGCAGAGAGGACCCAGAAACUUGAUGAAAAAAGGAAGAAAGUGAAACUUGACCUGGAGGCGCGGGAGCGGCAGGCCCAGGCCCAUGGCAGUGAGGAGGAAGAGGAGAGUCGGAGCACCAGGACACUAGAGCAAGAGAUUGAACGCCUGAGAGAAGAGGGUUCCCGGCAACUGCAGGAACAGCAGAGGCUGAUUCAGGAGCAGAUACGCCAAGAACGGGAACAGAGGCUGAGAGGAAAGACAGAAAAUCCUGAAGGCAAAGGAACCCCCAAGCUAAAGCUAAAGUGGAAGUGCAAGAAGGAGGAUGAGUCAAAAGGUGGCUACUCCAGAGAUGUCCUUCUGCGACUUUUUCAAAAGUAUGGAGAGGUGCUCAACCUGGUGUUUUCUAGUAAGAAGGCAGGCACCGCUGUGGUGGAGUUUGCUACUGUCAAGGCUGCGGAGCUUGCUGUUCAGAAUGAAGUAGGCCUGGUCGACAACCCUUUGAAGAUUUCCUGGUUGGAGGGACAGCCCCAGCGCACAGUGGGCCCCAGCCACGCAGGCCUGUCACAGGACUCAUUGGUGUCAGAGAGGGACUACGAGAGCCUCGUCAUGAUGCGCAUGCGCCAGGCAGCUGAGCGGCAACAGCUGAUCGCCCAGAUGCAGAAGGAGGACAAAGCGGGGCAGCCCACAUAACCUCACACCUGGAGCCCUUUUCUCCAAUGGCACCAAUAAACUUUUUCUUUU
Molecule: messenger RNA, 1087 nt
Organism: Condylura cristata (star-nosed mole)
Lineage: Eukaryota; Metazoa; Chordata; Mammalia; Eulipotyphla; Talpidae
Gene: DNAJC17
Product: DnaJ (Hsp40) homolog, subfamily C, member 17
Exons: 11
Coding region: 122-1036 (304 amino acids)
Biological process (GO): spliceosomal complex disassembly
Cellular component (GO): spliceosomal complex
Molecular function (GO): RNA binding
Source: RefSeq, a predicted model, not a curated record